GUAGUUCUAACGUGUUUCGAUUAAGAAAGAAAUAUACAACUGUGAGUACUGCCGUCAUGAUGAAAAUAUUUAUUGGGGUAUUGUUGAUACUAAAUUCAAGUGUUGCUACUAGACUUAUAACCUCAGACGCACUUCAAAGUUUAUUUGUAAAAGUAGUAAAGAACGAAACAACAGACGCUGACUUGAAAACGAUUCAAGAUGUUUUCGAAAUCUACAGACCAGCUUCCACUGCAUUUGAUGUGACAUAUGAAACAAAUAGUAGAUCGGGCGUUCUCUGUCUAAUAUGCAGUGGUGCAUUUGCUGUACUGAAAUAUCUCGUUCAGGAAGGAAACACUGAUGAAAAUAUUAUAGAAACCUUGACACCUCUUUGCAAUAUAAUUUUAAUAAUUAGUUAUAAAAGUUGCUUAGGAAUUAUCAGAUUAAAUAUCCCUAUAAUAUCACACAUAAUGAGGACAACGCCGGAGGCCGCGCCUAGAACAUUUUGUGGGCUACUGUUACAAAAUGCCGAUGAUCCGAACACCUGCACUUUCAACGAUCCUAGGUUUGAAUGGACAAUCGAUUUACCUGAAAAUAUUUCAAUAAAAGAUGGUACAGCAAGUGAUUAUUUAAAGAUUUCUACCAAAAGCAAUAGUCCAUUGACAAUAGCUCUGAUCACGGACACUCACGUCGAUCCCUUAUAUGAGGCUUAUGGUGUUGCUGAUUGUAGCGAGUUGACUUGCUGUAGAAAAGGCCAAACUCCACGAUCACAUGAUUAUAACACUGAUAUAGCAGAUUCAGUCUUUAGGGAUCGGAUAUUUGAAAUUGGAGAUGACUUUAUAUUGGAUUUAGAUCUAGCAAAAGAUAUUAGAAAUUUAUCAAAUACCAAAGGAAGGACUAGAAAUUCCCCGCCAGCUGGAUAUUGGGGAGACUACAGGCAUUGCGAUACGCCGCAAUGGGCGUUUGAUGAUAUCAUUGAAACAGUUUCGAAACACAAGGAUAUUAAUAUUGUUUAUUAUAUGGGAGAUAAUAUCGACCAUCACAUAUGGGAAACAACGUACGAACUUAUCAAUGAAGUUAACAUGUACAUUAUCGACAAGAUGAAAAAAGAAUUUGAUGAUGUUUUAAUUUUACCUUGUAUUGGAAAUCACGAAUCUCAACCUACGAACCAAUUUGCACCAAGUUCAAUUAAAGGAGACAAGCUAAACACGACAUGGCUGUACGAAUCCUUUGCUAGUAAAUGGAAUAUUUAUUUGACAGAGGACGCUAAGGCUACUGUGCGAGAACACGGUGGCUUCUCUAUGCUAGUCAGACCGGGUUUACGAGUUAUUUCUAUUAAUAACAAUAUUGCUUACAAAUAUAAUUGGUGGCUAGUCUACGAUCCAUUAGAUUCUAAAAGGCAUUUAGAAUGGCUUGUUCGCGAGUUACAUAAAGCGGAAUUAGCUGGUGAAAGCGUCCAUAUUCUGGCUCACAUUCCGCCUGGAGUCCAAGACCUCAUAUAUACAUGGACAAGAGAAUACAACAGAGUCGUUACUCGUUUCUCGCGAACAAUCAAGGGAGAAUUCAACGGUCACUCACAUUCUGACUUAUACAAGAUAUUCUACAGCACAGAAAACGGGUCACCCAUUAAUAUGGCGUGGGUAACCGGCAGUGCUACUGCUUAUUCGUACUACAAUAUGAACUAUAAAAUAGCUACAUUCGAUACAACAUCCUUUGAACUGAAUAAUAUUGUGAACUACGUAUAUAACCUCACCGAAGCGAACCUCACGCCACAUAGAAGACCGCACUGGUUCCAACUUUACGAUAUGAAAAACAGUUUCGGAAUAAACGACCUAUCAGCUUCUACUAUUAAUGAUUUAACGUAUGACAUGGUGACAAAUAAACUAGACAUAUUAGAUCUUUAUUCAGCAUUUUUCUCGAAAGUUAGUGACGAACGAUGGCCAAAUUGCGAUAGUAAUUGUAAAAUUAACAUUAUAUGCAAAAGCGUUGUGACAGUUCUGUGGGAGCGUAAAAAGUGUGACGAACUACGCGAGCUGUAUUUUAAACGGUAAAUAAUUCUAAUUAAUAAAUAACAUGUAUCAAAUGAGUA
Vanessa tameamea is the source of this 2065-nucleotide messenger RNA. Its product is annotated as sphingomyelin phosphodiesterase 1-like. The record is from RefSeq and is a predicted model, not a curated record. The coding region runs from base 57 to 2027 and encodes 656 amino acids. Gene Ontology annotation, molecular function: acid sphingomyelin phosphodiesterase activity. The transcript is spliced from 10 exons. Lineage: Eukaryota; Metazoa; Arthropoda; Insecta; Lepidoptera; Nymphalidae. Gene Ontology annotation, biological process: ceramide biosynthetic process; sphingomyelin catabolic process. Gene Ontology annotation, cellular component: lysosome.